GGUGGCGGAUCCAAGAUGGCGCCGUGCGGACGUGUCCGGAGCCGCUGCCCGGGCCCGGCGCUGCUCCUGCUGCUGGCGCUGGCGGCGCGGCCGGCGGCGCCCAGCCCUCCUGCCGUCCUUUCCGGUCCCGGCGGUGCUCCGCCCGGAGCAGGGCAGCCGGUGGGGCCGGGCGCGGGUGCCCCGCGAAGUGCCCGCGGCGGCGGGUCGGGCAGCGGGUGGAAGCUGUCGGAGGAGGCGGUGUGCCGGGAGGACGUGGUGCGGCUCUGCUCCAAGCACAGCUGGGCCAACAACCUCGCCGUGCUCGAGUGCCUGCAAGAUGUCCGCGAGCCAGAUAAUGAAAUCUCUUCAGACUGCAAUCAUCUCUUGUGGAACUACAAGCUGAACCUGACUACAGAUCCAAAGUUUGAAUCCGUGGCCAGAGAAGUCUGCAAGUCCACUAUUGCUGAGAUAAAGGAGUGUGCAGAUGAACCAGUUGGUAAAGGGUUCUUGGUGUCAUGUUUGGUGGAUCACAGAGGCAACAUCACUGAGUACCAGUGCCAUCAGUACAUCACUAAAAUGACAGCCAUUAUCUUCAGUGAUUAUCGGUUGAUCUGUGGCUUCAUGGAUGACUGCAAAGCUGACAUCAAUCUCCUGAAGUGUGGCAGCAUUCGACCUGGAGAAAAGGAUGCUCACUCACAAGGAGAGGUGGUGGCAUGCCUGGAAAAAGGCCUGGUAAAAGAGGCAGAGGAGACUGAUUCUCGAAUCCAGGUUUCUGAUCAGUGUAAGAAAGCAAUUCUUCGUGUAGCUGAACUCUCUUCUGAUGAUUUCCACCUGGACCGGCAUCUCUACUUUGCAUGCCGAGAUGACAGAGAGCGAUUCUGUGAAAAUACUCAGGCUGGGGAAGGCCGAGUAUAUAAGUGCCUCUUUAAUCACAAGUUUGAAGAAUCUAUGAGUGAAAAAUGUCGUGAUGCGCUUACAACCCGCCAGAAGCUCAUUGCCCAAGACUACAAAGUCAGCUACUCGCUGGCCAAGUCCUGUAAAAGCGACCUGAAGAAAUAUCGCUGCAACGUGGAGAACCUGCCCCGCUCUCGGGAAGCCCGGCUUUCCUAUCUGCUGAUGUGCUUAGAGUCUGCUGUGCACAGAGGUCGACAAGUGAGCAGUGAGUGCCAGGGUGAAAUGCUGGAUUACCGGCGCAUGCUGAUGGAAGACUUCUCGCUGAGCCCAGAAAUCAUCCUGAGCUGCCGAGGGGAGAUCGAGCACCACUGCUCCGGCCUCCAUCGGAAGGGCCGCACCCUGCACUGCCUGAUGAAAGUCGUCCGGGGCGAGAAGGGAAACGUCGGGCUCAGCUGUCAGCAGGCACUUCAAACCCUGAUUCAGGAAACGGACCCUGGUGCCGAUUACCGCAUCGACCGCGCGCUGAACGAGGCCUGCGAGUCGGUGAUACAGACAGCCUGCAAGCACAUACGGUCUGGAGACCCCAUGAUUCUAUCUUGCCUGAUGGAGCACUUGUAUACUGAGAAAAUGGUAGAAGACUGUGAGCAUAGGCUCCUGGAGCUCCAGUAUUUUAUAUCUCGUGACUGGAAAUUGGACACAGUCCUUUACCGCAAGUGUCAGGGAGAUGCCUCCCGCCUCUGCCAUACCCAUGGCUGGAAUGAGACCAGUGAGCUGAUGCCUCCAGGGGCUGUUUUCUCCUGCUUGUACAGGCAUGCAUAUCGCACAGAGGAGCAGGGAAGGAGGCUAUCACGAGAAUGUAGAGCAGAGGUCCAGAGGAUCCUCCAUCAGCGAGCCAUGGAUGUGAAGCUGGACCCAACCCUCCAGGACAAGUGCAUGAUUGAUUUGGGGAAGUGGUGCAGUGAAAAAACAGAGACAGGGCAGGAGCUGGAAUGCCUUCAGGACCAUCUUGAUGACUUGGUGUCUGAUUGCAGAGACGUAGUGGGAAACCUCACUGAGCUGGAGUCUGAGGACAUUCAAAUUGAAGCCUUGCUGAUGAGAGCAUGUGAGCCCAUUAUCCAGACAUUCUGUCAUGAGGUUGCAGAUAACCAGAUUGAUUCUGGGGACCUGAUGGAGUGUCUAAUACAGAACAAACACCAGAAGGAAAUGAAUGAAAAAUGUGCAAUUGGUGUUACUCAUUUCCAGCUGGUUCAAAUGAAAGAUUUUAGGUUCUCGUACAAGUUCAAAAUGGCUUGCAAGGAGGAUGUGUUGAAACUGUGCCCCAACAUCAAAAAAAAGGUGGAUGUAGUGAUCUGUCUGAGCACAACUGUGCGCAAUGAUACUUUGCAGGAUGCCAAGGAGCACAGGGUCUCUCUGAAGUGCCGCAAACAGCUGCGUGUUGAGGAGCUGGAGAUGACUGAGGAUAUCAGACUUGAACCAGAACUGUAUGAGGCUUGUAAAAGUGACAUCAAGAAUUACUGCCAGAACGUGCCCUAUGGCAAUGCUCAGAUUAUUGAAUGCCUGAAAGAAAUCAAGAAGCAAUUGAGUACACGGUGCCACCAGAAGGUGUUUAAACUGCAGGAGACAGAGAUGAUGGACCCAGAACUGGACUACACACUCAUGAGGGUCUGCAAGCAGAUGAUCAAGCGGUUUUGUCCAGAGGCGGAUUCAAAAAACAUGUUGCAGUGCUUGAAACAAAACAAGAACAGUGAAGUGAUGGAUCCUAAAUGCAAGCAGAUGAUUACCAAGCGCCAGAUUACACAGAACACAGAUUACCGCCUAAACCCCGUGCUCAGGAAGGCAUGCAAAGCAGACAUACCAAAAUUCUGCCAAAAUAUCCUGAAUAGGGCCAAGGAUGAUACAGAGUUGGAAGGUCAAGUCAUCUCAUGCCUGAAGUUGAAAUAUGCAGACCAGCGUCUCUCUCCAGACUGUGAGGACCAAAUUCGAGUGAUAAUCCAGGAAUCAGCCCUUGAUUAUCGGCUGGAUCCCCAGCUUCAGAUGCACUGUUCUGAUGAGAUUUCCAGCUUGUGUGCAGAAGAAGCAGCAGCUCAGGAGCAGACUGGGCAGGUGGAAGAAUGUCUGAAAGUGAAUCUUCUGAAAAUAAAAACUGAGAUGUGCAAGAAGGAAGUGCUCAACAUGCUGAAGGAAAGCAAAGCAGAUAUCUUUGUUGACCCAGUGCUCCACACGGCCUGUGCCCUCGACAUCAAACACCACUGUGCUGCCAUCCCGCCAGGGAGAGGACGCCAAAUGUCAUGCUUAAUGGAAGCUCUGGAAGAUAAGCGUGUGAGGUUGCAGCCUGAAUGCAAGAAACGCCUUAAUGAUCGUAUUGAAAUGUGGAGCUAUGCUGCAAAGGUUGCCCCAGCAGAAGGCUUUUCUGACCUUGCCAUGCAAGUUAUGACCUCUCCAUCCAAGAAUUACAUCCUGUCUGUGAUCACAGUUGGCAUCUGUGUACUCUUCCUCAUCGGCCUGAUGUGUGGACGCAUCACCAAGCGGGUGACAAGAGAGCUCAAGGACAGGUAGAGCCUGGAUUGCCUGCUGAAGAAAUGCCUGCCCAGUGCCCAGUUUUGUACAGCCCUCCUCUGUAUAGUCUACCCACCCCCUCUUGUGAGAGGAGAAGUAAAAAAAAAAAAAAAAAUUAAAAAAAAAAUUAGAAAAGCAGCAGGUGUUGGCUCAGUUUUCCCAUCCUGGAUCUCAUCCAUGGCAUCUUCAUCCUAUGAAAGUUUGUGUGCAACAUUGGCAGCCCAGCCAGCAGCUUUUGUUACCCCUUUGUUAGCAGACUCUCGUUUACCUGCCUGUAGACAAGUCUCUGUUGUACUGUUGGAACUGCCUUCACUCUCCAAAUCAGACUGAUAUGACCUGCAGCUCAAGCAGUUUUUAAGUAAAUUUUUAAAGACCCAUAUUCUGCAUACCAACCAUAUGAUUUAGGUAAUGGUUCAUACUGAAAUCUAGUCAUCCUCUGUGGCUGGGUGAAGUUGAGGCAGGAAACUAAAGGGUAAAUUGCAUCUUACACCACAGCUGGCCUUGUUUUGGACAUCUUGCUCGUCUGUGUAAAGCAUCUUCAGAGCAUAGUCUUGGACAACCUAAGGACACCAAUCACUGGUGUCAUCUCCUAAUGAAUAUCCUGCUUAUGUGACUGUGGAUUUUUUUGGCUGAAAAGAUGUCCUUCCUUUCUUCUGCUGCUGCUCGCAAGAUAGAAUAAAAUACUGACCAGGAUUGAAUACUCAUGUGAGCUAUACAACUUGUAUUUCAGUAGAUUAAAGACACGAUGUAGACACAAGGUUUGUAGAGCCUGUCAGUAGUGAACAGUGUCAGUGGGCAGGAAGUGCUCUGAGCAGUUACUCAGUCAAAUUUUUAUUAGCAAUGAUGCAGUAAAAUUCUAACACCUUUUAUUUUACCUUGCUACUGCUAAGUUGUUACCCUCCCAAAUUAACUGUGUGUGGAUGGUAUUGACACACUGGCAGUGCAGUGCUCUGUCAGUGAUGCAGAAAGUGCCAGAACACUCAACAUCCUCUCUCUCUGUGUAACAGUUACUCGUGGAUUAGCAGAGUGGUUUGUAACCACACUCUGGGACAUAAUGGUUUGCAUGGUAGCACUGAAGAGUGGUUUUCAUUUCCACAACUACAAUUGAUGGUGAUAACACCUGGCAUUUUCCUGGGGUGUAGGACACAGGCGCUGGUCCUGCCAAGCAGAAGUGGAUGGAAGAAUGACAGUGUGGUAUGAAAGGCAGAAACAUCUGAAUCUUUAAGGGAAGUAGCUUUUAGCUUUUGCAUCGAUGCCAUUGUGUGCAUUUGUGCUAUGUAUAGUUAUACUUCCAGAACCUGGUACUUAGACCCAAGAGCCCAUAGAAGGUGUUUUGGAAAAGCUGCACCAGUAGUUGUGGCCUCUUCUUACCAUCAUCUGUGUUCCUCAAGUACAAGAAGGUGUGGAGUUCAUAAGAUAGGUGCUUUGCCUGAAGCAUGGGGUGUGUUGAUGAAAUUUACAAGAGGCUGCACGAGAGUCAGUGUGUACAGGAGGAUAUGUUUUAUUCACCUUUUAGAUGUCCUUACCUAUGGGUGCUGUGGUAAAACCAUGUGCCUGAAACUGUCCAACUUAGGCUGAUGCUUGAACCGUAAGUUUAUUUUCCCACUUAGCACACUGCUGUGUAAGACCUGGCAUUUCCAGUUCUCCCCAUUGUUCUCUAGAAGAACAGUGGAGGUUAUUUUGAGACACUGGAGUGUGAACCAGCUGAUUCUGGUGAUGCUGUAUACGCAGAAUGGCAUAUACAAAAUACUGUGAGCUUUUGCUAUGACUUUUUGCUGAAGCUUAUUUCAAGCAUACCUUCAUUCUGCGCUGAGGAUGGUGGCAAACUAGUAUGGGUUCAGACUUGCUAUGCUAGUGAGUCUAAAAAACACUUCUGGUUUUGUAGUAAAGUACUGUGAACACAAACAAGCAGCAGCGAAAGCCGGAGCAAUGAAGUUUCAGUGGAGAGUUUAAUGUAUGGUAGGAUUGCAGUUAAGUGGUGGGGUAAAACUAAUCUAAGCCUGAAUUCCUUCUCUUGCCCUUCUCCCUGGUGCUUGCCCGGUUGUUUGUCAGCAUGAAGUGGAGCAGAAGAGAAAUAGUUAAUCAGGUCUCUUGAGGUAGCACAGGUGUAUAACUCCACAAAUACUAGUUUGGCAGUUAGAAGUGUGUGUUGUAUCACUUGACUGAAUGUUGAAAUGACUGCUGUCAAGAUGGGUGUGCUCACAGAGCUGCCAGCAAGGGAAGUGGGAUCUCGGUGCAGCCUUGCUUGCUGGCACGAGUCCUGCUUCUCCAGAAUAUCUAUCUGGCAUAAUUAAAUUGCCAUUGGAGGGCUUUUUUUAAACUGUUGUGACUUUUUGAGAAGGCAUUUUGUAACCUGAUUAGCUUGAAAAGCCUAAUUAGAUGGUUUAUUGUCUAGAAAUAGCAACUUCCACUAAAUUCCAAAAGACAUUGCAGUGAAAAUUGUAGGUUUGUAAAUGUAAACCCUGUUCAGCUCUGAAGGUGACUUUCUUUACUUUCAGAUAUAAAGCUUUCUGGGUUUUUUUUUUCCCUUUUUAGUUUGGAGGAGGUUAUGGUAAGGGUGCCUGAAGCAUGGCAUUAGGAGUCAGUGCCCUACAGUGGUAUUAGUCUGUGGUUGGUGGUGUUUCUGCCUGUGUCAGGCUCACAGUUUGUGUGAGUGUGUUGUGAUGGUGUUAGAGGUGUGUGGCCCGAAGCCUUUGGAAGAAAAAGUAGGAUACUGAAUAAACCUUUUGUCACAGUAGACACAGGCCCACCUUUUAAAGGUUGGCAAGGGGUCCAGGCCAUUUUAUCAUUGAGUAUAUUAUAUUUUCAUGUUUUAAAAAGGGGUCUUCUACCACUGGUGAUGACCAAAUCUGCUUUUUCCCAACUUAAAAUAUACCAGUCACAGUCUUGAAACAUUCUUCUCCUUUUCAUGCAUACCUAAAAAUCUAGAGGUUUUGCAAGCACGGAAACCCACAGGAGUACUCUACCAAAAAUAACCUGGUUGUGCUGUUGCCAACACAUCAUCUUGCCUGCAGGUAAUCAUUUUCCACUGCAGGGAAAGAAAGAAAGACUCAUAGAGUCAUAGAACAGUUUUGAGUUGGAAGGGAUCUUAACCCUCAUUCCAUUCCAGCCCCUGCCUUGGGCAGGGACACCUUCCACACUAGACCAGGGUACUCAGAGUCCCAUCCAGUUUGGUCUUGAAAACACCAGGGAUGGGGAGUCCACAACCUCUCUGAGCAACCUGUGCCAUUGUCUCACCACCCUUGUAGGAAGUUGUGAGCAAUGGUUGAAAGAAACACUGCUGUUGCCUUGAAUUCGAGAAAGCCUUUUUCUAACUUCUCUGUUUUAACAGAGUGUUAGCAGUAGCUGCAGUCAGCCAGGACAAGUGGGUUAGUGUGGAAGAGCCUCGUGGUAGUCUUCAUGACCCUUACCUCUCACUGGAGAAAUCUGCCUUCCACUGAAUGCAGUUUAGGAGAUGGUUGUUGGUUGGGUUUGUUUUUUCUCCUGAUCAUCGCAAAACCUUCUCUUGGAGAGCUUAUUCUAGACUUGAUGAUGCUGGUGCUCAGGGCGUGGAUGGAAGAGCUGGAUGUAUGGGAUCUGGCAAGGCAUGCAGCUCUCCAUUUGCUUCCUGCUGCUGCUGCGAGGGUUAACAAGUUAGGCUUCCUAAAUGAUGGCAUGUGUGUGCACGUGUCAGGAACUGUGCAUGAUGUACACCUCUAUACUCCACUCCUGCUAGCCUUUUACAGUUCAUUCUCAUUCACAGUAAUAAGCUUAUUUAUUGUUUACCUAGUGAGUCUAAUCAAGUUCUUUUGAGAGUUUCACCUUGGGAUUCUCCUGCCUCACUUUUGUCAUUUGGCUGCUGGAGUAACUCAUCUGGGUGGGAACAAAAUUCCUGGCACCUGAAGUACUGCCCAGCAGAUUGGGUUGAGUAUCCCUGUGUCUGUGUCACUGCAAAGGGCUGGAAAGACCCUAGUGAAGGUUGAAUAACUCUGUAGCAAAAUGUUAGCAUUUCCUCCAGAAUCUGACACUGUGAUAUAAUUAGUGUUGCUCUGAAAGAAUCCACAGUUAAGUGCAUUGUAUGGAAAAUAACGGUUGUGACUGUGUCAAGUACAGAAACUAACUGCAGGUAGGUACAGAGGGAAAAAAUGUGAUAAGCCAGAGGGAUUGCUGGAAUCCCAUAAUGUUGUAGAGGAAUUGUGUUCAAGUUGGAUGCUGGUUUCUGUUAAAACACAGCGAUACUACUUAGUGAAAGAAGAUUGUAGGGUUUUUUACUUUAUCGGUUUUGUUUGGGAAAAAAAAAUGUAGUUUUGAGGUGUGUGUGAGUGCACAAGUGUGGUAUGAAACGAGAAUAUUUCAUCUAGCACCUCUGUCCCUAUUUAAAGUACAGCUCUGUGGACUUAAAACAGCUGUAGUGUGGGUUUGUGUAAGAGCACAUUCCUCAUUCUGGGGUUCAGAUCCUCCAGGCAGCUCCCAGGUACUGAUCUUUGUGCAGUAUCCUUGUUUGGGAGCCAGAUCUGCCAUUUGCUUCCACCGAUGAGUUACGGUUAGAGGGGACCCAAAUCACACAUGUGCCAGGGAGAAUUCAGCUGGCACUGCGCAUUGUCCCGUGCUGGUGGAAUUCUGCAUCUACUCCACUGAGUUCCUGAGCGCUGCCUGGGAUAGGGAGGAGUAACAACGUUGCUCUUCACUAGCCAGAGGCAAGAUUUUCUCCUUGCACAACACCCAGAUUUGAUUCCGUAGCUGACCAAACACAAAGAUCCCUGCCAGGGUGAGUCGCUACACCCUGAGAUCCCAGCCCUGCUGCCCCUGCGUUGACUGAGUUAGAUAGAAGUGCUCGCCUAGCUCUCGCCUUGGGAAAUGCUGAACUAGGAGAAAAGGGAAAGGCGUGCCUGCCGCCCCUGGAAGGGAGGAUCCAUAGCUGUGGGUACCGCGUGUGUCGGAUGGGCACGAGCCGGGUGCAGGGGAAGGGGCUCCCCAGCACCCCGCAGUGUACAAAGCAGACCCAGCGGAUUCCUGGUGUACAGCAGAUGCUGUUUGAACGUAGUCUCUUUUUUUUUUUAUUAUUAUUAUAAUUAUUUUUAAAUGUGACAUUAACGAGACUUUUUUUUUUUUUGUAAAUUGUUUCCCCUUUCUGUGUAUAAAUCCUGGCUGCUCAUUGUUUCAGUUGAGUUUUGUUUUUUUUUUUUUUACAUGUCCAUGCUGUGUAAUUUUGAGAUGUUACUGAACUUCUGAACAUAAUAAUGUGCAUUUUUUUUUUUCUGUACAGAUGAAAUGGGAGAAUUUAAUAAAAAGAGUCUGCAGGUUUGUA
Molecule: messenger RNA, 8716 nt
Organism: Vidua chalybeata
Lineage: Eukaryota; Metazoa; Chordata; Aves; Passeriformes; Viduidae
Gene: GLG1
Product: golgi glycoprotein 1
Exons: 26
Coding region: 16-3429 (1137 amino acids)
Cellular component (GO): Golgi membrane
Molecular function (GO): fibroblast growth factor binding
Source: RefSeq, a predicted model, not a curated record